Schistosoma spindalis is the source of this 681-nucleotide messenger RNA. The record is from the annotation of a GenBank genome assembly. Lineage: Eukaryota; Metazoa; Platyhelminthes; Trematoda; Strigeidida; Schistosomatidae.
AUGUCUUCGCAGUCUGAAGAUGACGAGUUGCCAUUCGAUAUUGAUGAAGUGAUGGCUGCCAAACGUAAUAAUCCUGGUAUGUUUGUCAGUGCUUGGCAGGCAGAUGAAAAUGAUAUUAGUUUAUGGACAAAUGAUCAAAUAAAAGGUGAUCCAAAGAAACAAUUUAUUGUCGCAGCAGAAAACAAUGAUCUAUCUACUAUCCAUCGCCUUAUUGAGUCAGCUAAGCAAAAAGAUGCUGAAGGAGUGGUGGAGUUAAAAGAAUUGUUAUCGGCUAAAGAUCAAGAUGGCUAUACGGCAUUGCAUCGUGCAGCAUAUGGAGGACAUGUAGAAGUUUUACAGUGUCUAAUGAAAUACGGAGCAAACAUAAACAAUAGAACAGAAGAUGGAUGGACACCACUACACAGUGCCGCAUUCUGGAAUAAAUUAUCUUGUGUUCAAUUACUUAUUGCAGCUGGUGCAGAUUUAAAUGCUCUUACAAAUAGUGGACAAACCGCUUUACAUUUAGCUGUUUCAAACAACCAAGGACCCGAGACAUUAUAUUUAUUAAUGGCUCAACCUGGUGCACCGGUUUACGGCGUACGCAAUAAGUUAGGCGAUGAAGUAGCUGAUAUUAUCAAAAGAAAUACACCUUAUGGGGACGUUUGUUAUGCAUUCAGUGAACCAGCAACUAAUUUGUUGUGA